AUGUCGAGCUGGACGAGGAUGAGGUUGGAGAAGGCCGUUGAAUUCGGCUACACGAAGUACCAAAGCAGCGUGGAGGAAGACAACUGCAGGCGCCGCGCGUUCCCCCCUCGCCUGCCGAUUGCCCGCGGCGCGUUCGCGGACGAGUACAAGCGCUAUCUCAACCUCGCUGUUGAUUUCAAGCCCGCCGAAAAGAAGUAG
This is a messenger RNA of Vanrija pseudolonga, 198 nucleotides long. RefSeq lists its product as uncharacterized. The record is from RefSeq and is a predicted model, not a curated record. Lineage: Eukaryota; Fungi; Basidiomycota; Tremellomycetes; Trichosporonales; Trichosporonaceae. The coding region runs from base 1 to 198 and encodes 65 amino acids. The transcript has a single exon.